AUGCCUGGCCAGCGACUGCAAGGCUGCCGCUCCCUGCACCUCAACGAGGACAACGGCCGCUUCGUUUUGCUCGCCAUCCUCAUUUUAGUGUACCUGCUGUGUGGCGCUGCGGUCUUCUCGGCUAUAGAGAGGCCCUCCGAGCUGCGGGCUCACGGGCGCUGGAACGGGACGCUCCUCAACUUCAGUGAGACCUUCAACAUAAGCCUGCAGGAGCUGAACUCCUUCCUGCGGGAGUACGAGGCUGCCAUCGCCGCCGGAAUCCGGGCUGACGCUCUGAGGCCAAGAUGGGAUUUUACAGGGGCUUUUUAUUUUGUUGGAACUGUGGUGUCGACUAUAGGUUUUGGGAUGACCACGCCUGUGACAAUUGCAGGCAAAGUUUUCCUGAUCUUUUACGGGCUUCUGGGCUGUGCAGGAACCAUCCUCUUCUUUAACCUCUUCCUGGAGCGCAUCAUCACACUGCUGGCUGUGGUGAUGAAGGCUGUGAGGGAGAGGCGAAUCAGGAACAGCGGCCUACUCCCACCAGGCAUCCGCCAUGACUUCUCAGCCUACUCCCUGCCAGGAUGGAAGCCCUCGGUGUAUCACGUGAUGCUGAUACUCGGCCUGUCAGCCAUCACCAUCUCCUGCUGUGCAUCAGCCAUGUACACGCCCGUCGAGGGCUGGGCUUACUUAGACUCUCUCUACUUCUGCUUUGUCACCUUCAGCACCAUUGGCUUUGGGGACUUUGUCAGCAGCCAGAGCGCGGCUUACGAAUACCAAAGCCUCUACAGGGUGGCCAACUUCUUUUUCAUGCUAAUGGGUGUAUGCUGCAUCUACUCGCUAUUCAAUGUUAUUUCUAUUGUCAUCAAGCAGGUGCUCAACUGGAUGCUGGAGAAAAUGAGCUGCCUGUUUUGCCAGCGCUGCAAUAAGGCUAAUGCUUUCCUAGGCAGACGCAAUGCCAUCCGCCCGGGCUCCAAAAGUCGCAAGGGUCGGUUUGGUCAGCCGCCCGACUCAGACGGACCUUGUGACAGUGACACAGAGGGCCGCAGAUUAUCGGGGGAGAUGAUCUCCAUGAAAGACCUGGCAGCCUCUAGCAAGGUGUCGCUGGCCAUCAUGCAGAAGCAGCUGUCUGAGUCUGCCAACGGAUAUCCCAGGACAGUAUGCGGCAGCUCACGCCAUAAUGGUUUCUCUGGGGGGGUUGGUGCUCUGGGUAUCAUGAACAACAGACUGGCAGAGACAAGUAACUCCAGGUAG
Oreochromis aureus is the source of this 1230-nucleotide messenger RNA. RefSeq names its product potassium channel, subfamily K, member 12 (gene kcnk12). The transcript is spliced from 2 exons. Gene Ontology annotation, biological process: potassium ion transmembrane transport; stabilization of membrane potential. Gene Ontology annotation, molecular function: potassium ion leak channel activity. The record is from RefSeq and is a predicted model, not a curated record. Gene Ontology annotation, cellular component: membrane. The coding region runs from base 1 to 1230 and encodes 409 amino acids. NCBI's taxonomy places the organism in Eukaryota, Metazoa, Chordata, Actinopteri, Cichliformes, Cichlidae.